AUGGGCUGCAUCAUCGCCAAUCUCCCUGCGACGCCGAUGUGGCUCAUCGCCCUCUAUGUUCCCGCCAUGGAGCCGGUCUGUCAGUACUGGUUACCGCCCCAGUGGCUUUGUCUCUCUAUCUGGGUGAUGGAGGUUUUUGCUGUUCUCCUGCCGUGCCGAGAGGUAAUGCGCCAUCACACUAUCCGAAAGGGGGCCUUCGAUUCGAUCGCACGGUGGGAACCAAAUAUUAAUCCCUUGGCUGAUGGCACCAUGGCCCGCAGGUCAGCCUCUAUGCUUGUCGAGCUCGCAGGGUCUGGUCGGGAAUCAUGGGAUGGAUCUCUUGGCUCCAGCUCCAGCUCUCUGGAUAGCAUAUUCACCAAGCGUGCGCUUGAAUGCGUCUUGGCGCGCAAUCCUGCCCCGCUGCAGGAUUUCUCCGCCCAUCGCGACUUUUCCGGAGAGAAUAUAGCUUUCUUCCCGGGUGGCAGAAUGGAAGAGCUCGCUGCCCAAUGUGGCUUGGGAUGA
Messenger RNA from Aspergillus luchuensis, 501 nucleotides. RefSeq lists its product as uncharacterized. The transcript has 3 exons. Bases 1 to 501 code for a protein of 166 amino acids. NCBI's taxonomy places the organism in Eukaryota, Fungi, Ascomycota, Eurotiomycetes, Eurotiales, Aspergillaceae. The record is from RefSeq and is a predicted model, not a curated record.